AUGGACGAAAAACCUAGCCGGACGACCUCUGCCGGCGUGCCAGCAUGGCUGAAACGAUGGGCAGGCAUGCACUCGCUCGGCCCGCCUCCGGCGUAUGCCCUCUACGUCUGGCCCUUUGUCGGCUCCUUCUGCUCUCUCGCCGUCCUGCAGGCCGUCUUUGGUCACUCCUGGUAUUUCAUCGUCCGCGGGUCCCCAGCUCUCGUCACCUCCUAUGGAGCAUCGGUGGUGCUGUGCUUUGACAAGAUCGAGUCUCCCUUUGCACAGCCCCCUGCACUGGUGGGCGGCCACUUUGUAUCCGGCCUGAUCGGCGUCAUCAUCAGCAAGAUCCUCUACGGCUCGUCGACGCUCGAGGACGGUGCGUACCCCGAGUACACGUGGGUCGCCGCCUCCUUUGCGACCGCCUUUGCCAUCCUUGCCAUGCAGCUCACCCGGACCACACACCCGCCGGCCGGCGCCACGGCGCUGCUCCCCAUUCUCGACAGGACUACCAACAAGCUCAGCUGGUACUUUUUGCCAAUCCUGCUGUUGUCGUCAACCCUGGUCCUCGCGAUUGCGCUGCUCAUCAACAACAUCCAGCGGAGGUAUCCCUCGUUCUGGUUCGAUCCGAGCAGGCCGACCGCGCCCAAGAAGCCGGCCCCGGCGGAGAUGAGCCGCCCAGCUGCCGAGAUGCCCCCUCAGUCGUCUCCGAAAGAUGCUCCCCAGCCGUCGGACGUACCGGAUGAUCUUGAGGCAGGGUUGCCACGGAAUGGGACCGUGUUCAAGGGGUGA
Messenger RNA from Microdochium trichocladiopsis, 768 nucleotides. Its product is annotated as HPP family-domain-containing protein. The record is from RefSeq and is a predicted model, not a curated record. The transcript is spliced from 2 exons. Lineage: Eukaryota; Fungi; Ascomycota; Sordariomycetes; Xylariales; Microdochiaceae. Bases 1 to 768 code for a protein of 255 amino acids.